AUGGCAUCCAAACCUCAACGCCUCCAUCAAAUUGCAGGGACCAACUUUCAGAGCUCGGCGAAGAGGGUAAGAACCAUGGCCACAUCCACAGCCAUUGAACCCGCUAUGAAGGACGCUUUUACCAGAUAUGCUGAAUAUCUCAAUGACCUUAAUGACAAACGGGAAAGAGUGGUCAAAGCAAGUCGAGAUGUAACAAUGAAUAGCAAAAAAGUUAUAUUUCAAGUGCACAGGAUGAGUAAAUCCAAUAAAGUGGAAGUACUUGAGAAAGCUGAAAAGGACUUAGCAGCUGUGACAGAUCAGUAUGUGUCACGACUAGUCAAAGAAUUGCAGGGAACUGAUUUUUGGAAGCUAAGGCGAGCAUACUCACCAGGGAUACAGGAGUAUGUUGAAGCAGCAACAUUCUGUUGUUUUUGCAAAAAUGGAACUCUUUUGAAGCUUGAUGAGAUAAACAAAACAUUGCUACCACUUAGUGAUCCAUCUCUUCAUCCUCUGCAGAUAAAUGUCCUUGACUAUCUAUUAGGGCUUGCAGAUUUGACAGGAGAACUGAUGCGAUUAGCAAUCGGUAGGAUAUCAGAUGGUGAACUUGAAUUUGCUGAGAAGAUAUGCAGAUUUGUGCGUGAUAUAUACAGGGAGCUUACUCUUGUAGUGCCACAUAUGGAUGACAGUUCUGAUAUGAAAACAAAGAUGGAUGUAAUGCUCCAAAGUGUCAUCAAAAUAGAGAAUGCUUGCUUUAGUGUUCAUGUGAGAGGGUCAGAGUAUAUUCCACUUCUUGGAUCCAACGAUCCAAGUUCUUUCUUGGUGGGAGUUCCAGAUAUUGAAUUAUGA
This is a messenger RNA of Sphenostylis stenocarpa, 825 nucleotides long. The record is from the annotation of a GenBank genome assembly. Lineage: Eukaryota; Viridiplantae; Streptophyta; Magnoliopsida; Fabales; Fabaceae.